AUGGAUGAUGAUCAGCCAAGGCAGUCACAGGUCCUAACCAGCAAUAUGAAGAACUUGGUGGUGCAGUUCCUCCUCAAGCACAGCCACUUAGGAGUGCUCAGAAGAGGUACUGUUAUGGAGGCAGCAGGGGAGUUUAGCAUCAGCAGAAAGACAGUAUACAGGCUGUGGAAGGUAGCAAAAGAUCAGAUGCAGCAAGGGGAACCUGCAAUCAUGGAAGGAAAGCUUAAAGGAUAUCAACAUGCAGAUAAGUUAAAUCUUGAUGAAGAUAAGGUCAGAAAUCUAUCAAUACUUCAAAGGUCUUCAAUUAGAACCAUGGCAUGUAAUUUGUCUGUCAGCAAGACCACAAUUCAUAACUGGAUUAAGCAAGAUAAACUAAGGCCUCAUACAAAUGCUAUCAAACCUGCCUUGACUGAGCUUAAUAAAUUAGCUAGGUUGAAAUGGUGUCUUACUCAACUUCAGCCAUCCAUAACUCAAGGAAAAGUUCAUUUUCAUGGCAUGCACAAUAUAGUCCAUAUUGAUGAAAAAUGGUUCUAUAUGACCAAGACAUCAGACAGAUAUUACCUCUUGCCGGAUGAAGAUGAGCCAUAUAGGUCAUGCAAGUCAAAGAGGUACAUCACCAAGGUGAUGUUCAUGUGUGCUGUUUCUAGGCCACAGUUUGACAGUGAGGGGCAGCCCACAUAUGAUGGUAAAGUGGGAAUAUUUCCCUUCACUGAAGCUGUUCCAGCUCAAAGGAAAUCAAAGAAUAGAGAUAGAGGGACCUUGGAAACAAAGCCAAUUACAACACUGAAUAAGGAAGUGAUGAGGGGCUGCAUCAUCCACAAGAUCAUACCUGCAAUUAAGGCCAAGUGGCCUGAUUGGGCAAGUAAGGAGAUAUACAUACAACAAGACAAUGCUACACCGCACAUAACUGCCACAGAUCCAGAAUUUCAGGCUAUUGCCAACUCAGAUGGAUUUAAAAUCCAUCUGAUUUGUCAACCACCAAAUUCACCUGACACUAACAUAUUAGACCUAGGAUUUUUUAGGGCUAUACAGUCACUGCAGCAUCAGAAACCAUGCAGGAAUGUGGAUGAACUGGUGGAAAAUGUAUGCAAGGCUUAUGAAGAGCUGACACCACAGACCCUCAACAGAGUUUUCCUCUCCUUGCAGGCUUGCCUCACCCAGAUCCUACAAUUCAGAGGGGACAACAGCUACAAAGUUCCACACAUGAACAAGGAUAGGCUUGAAAGAACAGGGGGACUACCCAAUGUGUUAGAAGUGGAUGAAGAUCUUGUGAGAGAGGUGCUGGAGUACCUACGGCAGCCAGAGAACAAUGAUGGUUCAGGGUAUGACAUUGGGCCUCUAACUGAUGCAUUUGGCUUCUAG
Molecule: messenger RNA, 1362 nt
Organism: Salvia hispanica
Lineage: Eukaryota; Viridiplantae; Streptophyta; Magnoliopsida; Lamiales; Lamiaceae
Molecular function (GO): nucleic acid binding
Source: RefSeq, a predicted model, not a curated record